Messenger RNA from Nasonia vitripennis (jewel wasp), 2822 nucleotides. It is a transcript of the gene Bdp1, whose product is annotated as transcription factor TFIIIB component B''. Gene Ontology annotation, cellular component: transcription factor TFIIIB complex. The coding region runs from base 464 to 2623 and encodes 719 amino acids. The record is from RefSeq and is a predicted model, not a curated record. The transcript is spliced from 7 exons. Lineage: Eukaryota; Metazoa; Arthropoda; Insecta; Hymenoptera; Pteromalidae. Gene Ontology annotation, molecular function: TFIIIC-class transcription factor complex binding. Gene Ontology annotation, biological process: RNA polymerase III preinitiation complex assembly.
UAUAGGCGCUUGCCCGCUUCCUGACUCUUGCAUUCAACCAAAACAAUCAAGUAGUCUGCACACAAUAUGUAACCAGCAUGCUGCAUGUUUGUUCUGACAUCUAAGUAUAGAUGAAUAUUCAAUCAAGUUCAGUGAUGCUGAUGGUCAGUUUAAAAAUAAGUAACGUGAUACUCAUUAUGAUUUGUUACUUGUUACGUCCAUAACAAAUCCACGUGCAAUACUUACGUAUGAUUACGUAUCAACAGCGUGUGUAUUUACAAAACAGAGGUACACAUGUUGUACAUAUUUUUCUCUCAACUUUCCCGGCAACAAUUAAUACUUAAACAGUAAGAAAAUAUGUAACAGUUGAUUAGCUUUAACUUUCGUUCUCAUUUUAUUGCUUUGUGAGAAGCAAUAUGUUGUAGCACAAUAGUAACUACGUGAAUAUUUAUUUCACAAAAGUCUGUAAAUAGAGCAGUGAAUCAUGAGAAGAGCAAGGAUUAAAGCUGUUGCCACUGUUCCUGUCCGUCGAAAGGCAGUUCAGGACACUGCAGAAGCAGAAACUAGUAAACAAGAUGAUGUGAAAGUAUUGAAAAAACCAUCAGAAGAAAAAAGAGAAUCCAAAACUGAACCUACAACUACUGUAGUGGACAACAAAGAACCUGAGAAAACUGAUACUAGUUCACUUUUGGAAAAAUUAGCUACUUCUCCUGUAAUACAAAAAGAAAGCAUAGAACCUGUAACCCCCGAAGUUAUUAAGCAAACUGAUAGUAAAAAUGAUAUACAACCAGUAUCGAAUGUUGAAGUUUCAGAUUUACCAAACAAAACAGUAUCAAAGACUGAUCCACCUGUAGAAAGCUCACCAAUUAAAACAAUACAAGGACGUUCAUGUUUUAUGAGGCCAACUCCAAGAUUGGAUGGAGGUGGUAGAAUUCGUAGGAAUAGUGUACAAGGAAGUGGAGCUAGUGCAAGUGAAUCAGAAGAUGAUAGUAGAAGAUCUACAUCCAUUGCACCGAGUCGAAUAAGAAAUGAUUCUAUUCAAAGUUUGAAAGAUGGUGGUAGUGGUAAUGCAAACAAUAUUGCAAAAUUGAAUCUUGGGCAAAAAAGAAGAAUGGUUGUAUCUGAAUCUGCAAGAAAACUAGCAGAAGCCAGAAGAGAAUUUCUUCUUAAGCAUGAAAACAACCCACCAGAUAAAAGUAAAUUAACAAUGUAUGAUUUAAUUUACUACAAUCCUGUUACUAAUCCUAUGAAGCCAAAACCAGUAACACGGCCAGCUGCAAGAAAAAUUUCAGUUUGCUCUGUUCCAGAUAAAACAAAAGACAAUGAAGAAGAAACUGUUGAUGAACCAACAGAAAUUGUUGUACCUCAAGUAAAAGUUGGACCUAAUGGUCAGAUAAUACUUGAUGAACAAAGUAUUGUGAUAGAUCAGUAUAAAGCUCGAGAAAAUAUUGAUCGCUCAGAUAUCAUUGUGGAUGAAGAUACCACUGGUAAUGGAUUUUAUAAGAGGCGUAAAAAAAGUAAAGACUGGAACAAGUGGGAAACUGUGAAAUUCUACAAAGCUUUAAACACUUAUGGUACUGAUUUCUUGUUAAUGCAAAGCAUAUUUCCAAAAAGAACAAGGCAAGAACUAAAAUUAAAAUAUAAAAAGGAAGAAAGAUUAAAUCAAAAUUUGGUAGAAAAAGCAUUGCAAUACCAAGAAUUUGAUACAGAAGCUUUAGAAAAGGAUCUUGCUAAUGUCGAAGAAAAUGAAAGAAAAGAAUCAGAGUCAAAUAAGAAGUCAAGCAAGAAAGGUACACGCUCUUUAACGAAAAAGAAGCGUCGUAAAAGAUGUCAAAUUGUGACUAAUGAAAUAAGUUGUGAGAAUGAACUAGAUGCGGAUACUAAUAAAAGCAGUGGCGAUGAACAGUCAUCUGAUGAAAAUUCCAGGAUUACUAUAACAAAAGUUAAAAAACGUACAGUUCCUAAACGUAAAGCAGCAAAAAUUAAUGAUAGUAGCGCUGACGAAAAUGCAAAACUCAAUUCUGAUAGUGAACCAGAAGUGUACAAAGCAAAAGUUACACGUUCUGGACGAGUGUCUAAAAAGCCUAAAAAAUUGAUAAAAUCGCAAAAACCGAUUAAAGUUUAUGACACCGAAAACAAAGACCAAGCAGAGCAACUAUUAGAGAACAACAAUGAUAAAGAAAAUGACAAAGCCAAUGUUAUUAAUGAUCCACAAAACAACAUAUUAAUGGAAUCUAAUGAAUUAAAUGUAAUAGAUGGUAGUGAAAUUUCAAAUGUACAAAAUUUUCAAAAUUCAGAUCAAACCAUUGAAAUGAGCAACAUGGAAGAAAAUGAAACAAAUAAUCAAAGUGAAUUGCUUGAAGUAUUAAAGGCCAAUUCAACAGCUACGUCAAAUGUUUUUGACAAUAUCUCUGAAGAUAUUCCUAAUAUGGCUAAUUUGAAACCAGGAUCUUUAGUUGUUUUGAAAAAAGAUUGCAUUGAUAUUCCUGGAAAAACGUAUAUGCAAGUUUAUAUUGUUAGCGCUGAUUAUGAUUCUAAUAAUCCAAACUGCAAAGACAGUCUGUUACCUAUUGAUCUUUCACCCGAUGUCUUAGAAACUGUUACUAAUUGUAUAAAAGACAUCGAGCCAGAAAAUGUUUCUUAAGAAUUAAAUAGAUCAUAAGAAAUAUACUGUAAAAAGCUAAGAUGUAGCAUGGUUUUCGUAAUUAAAACUAGAUGUAAUAUUUAUCUUUUUAUAAGUUGCAUUAAAAUAACAUGUAGACAAAAAUUGCAUUUUUAUAAAGUUAUUGCACAAUGUGUAAAUUUUUAUACAUAGAAAAUAUAUAUUUUUAAUUUAUCAAAAA